Alligator mississippiensis (American alligator) is the source of this 3400-nucleotide messenger RNA. RefSeq names its product prominin-1-A. The transcript has 26 exons. The record is from RefSeq and is a predicted model, not a curated record. Gene Ontology annotation, molecular function: cholesterol binding. NCBI's taxonomy places the organism in Eukaryota, Metazoa, Chordata, Crocodylia, Alligatoridae. Bases 886 to 3288 code for a protein of 800 amino acids. Gene Ontology annotation, cellular component: cell surface; cilium; prominosome.
AAACAGGUCUGGCGGAGGGAGUUGUGGGGGUUGGGGCCCGAUCCUGCCCUGGCGGCAGGUGGGAAGGCGGCGCGGGCCCAGCCAGCGCCGGUCGUGGGGGGGCCCGCGGCAGUUCUGGGAAGCGGCAUCCGGCCCCGCUGCUCCCGGGAGACGCGGCAUCCUGUCCAGCCUCGCAGGAGACACCGCCCUGAGCCGGGGCUGCGCGGACACAUCCUCAGCCCGGGCCUCGGCGGCCGCGUCGGGGCCGGGGGGCUGCUGUCUGCGCUGCGGGCAGGAUCAGGGCCAAGCGGCACACGUGUGUCAGGGCCCGAGGGGCUGCGGGGGUCAGGAGGGAGCCAGCUUGUGCGCCCCGUGGCGGUAGCCGCAGCCCAGGGCAAGUAGGGGCGCCUGCUCCAGCGCCCAGGGGUGGGGGGACCCCUGUCAGCAGGUGAGGGGGGCCCACGGCCGGCUGCCGCAUGCCCCCAUCUUCCCGGGACGGUGGCACAGAGGAGGGGCGUCCUCAGCACCCGUCCCCACCCCAGCUAUUAAAACCUCCUCCCUGCCGGAGCCGGGCACACAGCCCAGGGGUGCGGGCUGCCAGCCCCUCGUUGCCCGCCUAGCCCCCCUCGGUGUCCUGGAGCUGGGCGCCGAGUCCCCAGGGCCCGGCUCCCCGCUCCUCCCGCCCGGCCCCCGGGCGCUCCCAGAACCAGCGAACCCGGGUGUCCGGGCUCUCGGCCCGCAGCUCGCCCUGCCCUCGGGCGCUGAGCUGGGACCCAGGCGUCCGGCUUCCUGUGCGCUGUCUCCGGAGCCGCCGGGCCGAGCUCCCUGUCCCAGCAGGAAGCAGCAACAGGCAUGGUCCGCGACUGACCCCACCGCUGCCUCAGCGCCGGCCGGACCGCUGGCAGCAUGGCCCUGCGCAACCUGUCGCAGCCGACGUACGAGCCGCCCCCCGCAUCCCUGGCCGGCAGUACGCCCGGGCUGGACAGCAUGGCACGUGGCUUCCUGGGGCUGGUACAGCCCAACGCCUUCCCGGCUGAGCUCCUGUCCCGGCUGAUCCAGGAGCCGGCCCACAUCACGGAGCCCGCCACGUACAAGCAGGUGCUGUCGUACGAGAUGGGCUUCCUGGUGUGUGCGGCCAUCGGCCUCCUCUUCAUCCUCCUCAUGCCCCUGGGUGGUCUCUGCUUCUGCUGCUGCCGGUGCUGCGGGCGCUGCGGGGGCCGCAAGUACCAGAAGCUGGACCAGCGCACGGGCUGCCGGCGCCGCACACUUUGCACCAUGAUGCUGCUGCUCUCCGGCCUGCUCCUGGCCUGGAACGUCUGCGCCUUCGUCACCAACGCGCGCAUCUCCCGGGCCGUGGGCAGCAGCUUCAGCACCUUCAACAGCUCUAUGGGCAACCUGAGCACCUACCUGGACGACAUCCCACAGCAGGUGGAUUUCGUGGUGAGCAGCAGCCAUGUGCCGCUGGGCCAGGCCAACGACAGCCUGCGUGACAUCAGCUCCGUGCUGGGCAGCGCGAUCGUGUCCAGCGUUGGCCGCGAGCUGCAGGGAGCCCUGGACGGCGCCGCGCGCCUGCUGGAAGACCUGGACGUCCUGCGCACGGAUCUGCAGGGAGUGAUCAACUCAAGCCAGCGGCUGCAGGACGGGCUGGAUGGCGUCGGCCGCAACCUCAGCACCCUGUGCUCCCGCAUCGAGCACAGUCUGGAGAGCUGCGGGCAGCCCUGCGAGCCCCGGCCCCAAUGCCCCCGCGCCCCCGCCAACCUCAGCCUGAUGCCAAACGCGGGGCACCAGCUGGACCUUCUGGACAACCUGACCCGCUCCGACCCCCAGGCUGUCAUCCAGCAGGCCAACCGGUCACUGCACGACACGCCACAACGGGUGGAGAAUGAGACGCGGGACCUGGUCGUGGAGGCGCAGGCCCAGCUGGACCAGAUCCGGGGGGAGCUGUGGCAGGUGCGGGCCAAGCUCUCGAACCUGGACGCCCUGAGCAACGUCUCGGCCACCCUGCACAACGUCACCCGCUCCGCCGCCCACUACGAGCCGGUCGUCCAGGCUGUUGACCGCUACAGGUGGAUCGCGUGCGUCUGCCUGUGCUGCCUGGUGCUGCUGGUGGUGCUGAGCUACGCGCUGGGCCUGGCGCUGGGGGUGCUGGGGCUGAACCCCGCCGCGCUGCCCGUGGACCGUGGCUGCCUGCCCAACACCGGCGGGAAUCUACUGCUGGCGGGCGUGGGCUUCAGCUUCCUCUUCUCUUGGCUGCUCAUGCUGCUGGUGCUGCUCUCCUUCCUGCUGGGGGGCAACGGCUACAUGCUGGUCUGCCGCUCCUGGCACGACCGGCAGCUCUUCCAGUUCCUGGAAACCCAGGGCAUGAUCCCCAGCUUCAACCCAGAGACGCUGGGGCUGCAGGGCCAGACCCUGAACCUCUCCCAGGUCUACAAUGCGUGCCAGCAUGAUGCCCCGCUGUGGAGUGCCCUGGACCUGGGACAGGCCGUGCCCCUGGACGAGCUGCUGAACCUCAGCCAGUACACGACCGAGAUCCGCGCAGCUUUCGCCGAGACGAACCUGACGCUGGCGCCGGUCGUGCUGCUGAGCACCGAGCAGACCGACCUGCUCCGCACCCUCGGCAAUACCACCCGCCUCACCAACCUGACUGACGACCGCCAAAAGCUGAGCACCAUCCCGAGCCAGGAGCAGCUGCUGGGGCUGGCGGACGAGCUGGACAGGCUGGCGAACGUCAUAGGCACCAGGGCGCCGGACAGGAGCAAGGAGCUGCGGGACGAGGCUGCAGAGCUGCGACAGCUGGACAAGGAGAUGGAGACGAGGCUGCGCAGUAAUGUGCGCAUCCUGAACGAGACCCUCCAGCGCCUGCAGAAGACGAUGCACCAGGUCCCGAUGCUGGUGGACUCUGUGCUGGAGCAGAUGAAGCAGGCCGAGGUCUUCCUGGACACACGUGUGGCCGCCACCAUCCAGAAUGAGAGCCAGCUCUUCCUGCAUCGGCUGCUUGGCUUCUUCGAGACCUACGUGGCCUGGGCCAAGGGCACCCUGACGGGCGAGCUGGGGCGCUGCCGCCCCGUGGCCCAGGCGCUGGACGGCGUCGAGACCAUCGCCUGCCGCUACAUGCUGGACUCUCUGAACGCCUUCUGGUUCAGCCUGGGCGCCUGCACCGUGCUGCUGCUGCCUGGCCUCAUCCUGGCCACGCGGCUCGCCAAGUUCUACCGCCGCAUGGACUACGCCGACGUCCACGAGAACGACGCCCUGGAGAUGUUCGCGCCGCCCCCCGCCUUCAAGAUCCCGCAGGUGGAGACAAGGCCGUGAUGUCCCAGCCCCGAGGCCACGGCCAUGGGUGCAGCUGCCCAGGCUGGGCCACGGGGGUUGCUUUGCCCCAGUGCCGGCACGGCUGUGCGCAAUAAAGCAGUGUGUAUAUGAA